AUGCCAAGAGCUCCAAGAACUUACUCCAAGACUUACUCUACCCCAAAGAGACCUUACGAAUCUGCUCGUUUGGAUGCUGAAUUGAAGUUGGCCGGUGAGUACGGUUUGAAGAACAAGAGAGAGAUCUACAGAAUCUCUUUCCAAUUGUCUAAGAUUCGUCGUGCUGCCAGAGACUUGUUGACCAGAGACGAAAAGGACCCAAAGAGACUUUUCGAAGGUAACGCCUUGAUCAGAAGAUUGGUGAGAAUCGGUGUCUUGUCUGAAGACAAGAAGAAACUGGAUUUCGUCUUGGCCUUGAAGAUCGAAGAUUUCUUGGAAAGAAGAUUGCAAACUCAAGUUUACAAGUUGGGUUUGGCCAAGUCCGUUCACCACGCCAGAGUCUUGAUCACUCAAAGACACAUUGCCGUCGGUAAGCAAAUCGUCAACGUCCCAUCUUUCAUGGUCAGAUUGGAAUCUGAGAAGCACAUUGACUUUGCUAGAACUUCUCCAUUCGGUGGUGCCAGACCAGGUAGAGUUGCCAGAAAGAACGCUGCCAGAAAGUCUGAAUCUGCUGAAGGUGAGGAAGAAGAAUAA
Molecule: messenger RNA, 573 nt
Organism: Lachancea fermentati
Lineage: Eukaryota; Fungi; Ascomycota; Saccharomycetes; Saccharomycetales; Saccharomycetaceae
Source: the annotation of a GenBank genome assembly